CUGGGGGUCUUAGCUACUGUUAGCUAGCUAAUGUUGUCCUCCAUGGGCUAGCUCUAACCUAUGACUUUUAUUGUUAUUCCUCUUUUUUAAUUAUCUAUAGCUAGCUACCUUAGUUUCCAAACUUCUUUUCUUUUAUGAGCACGAAUUAUGAUGUAACAAGCUAGCUAGCUGCUACCUACCUACAAAAUCUUUAAAGACUUGAACUUUUGCAGAUGUAUUUUAUAUUUCUUUUCGCAUUUCCUGUAAACUUUACAAAGGGACCACGUGCAAUAUGACAAGUGGAAUAUUUUUUUUUCCAGAAUUUAAAGCGUGUGUGUUAAGUUAUUUUUUAUUGUUUUGUUUUUGACAUCCUGUUUAACUUUCGUCAGCCUACAUGUAAAAUGCCAGGUUAUUUUUACAGGGGGUGUAGCUAGACAUUGGAUUGGAAAUUUACAUGGGUUUUUGACUUUAUUUUAAUUUAUGAGAGUAUGGUCGUUCGGUUCGGGAAGGUUGUUCGUGUUUUUGUUUGUGUUGCAAACUGCUGUUUUUUAAAAUUUUCUGUAAACUUUUGUGGGGAAAAGACCACAUGCAAUAUACUGAAAGCACAAAUUUUGUAGAAUUGGCCUCCACUAAAGGCUGUUGUGUAAGCUAAUGGCUUUUUCAUAGUUCGUAUUAUAAACUUUUGUUGUGGAGAACUAAACUGUAUGUGAUGUCAUUUUUGCUGGAAGAAAAUUCCAUGGUUUCACGUUUUUGUUAAGAAUUUUAUAAUUGUGGUAAUAUAUAACUGUGUUUGGUGAUGAUGAAAAAACUUUUUUGUUUUUUAUAUUUUAUGAAAUGCCUGAUUUUUCUAUAAUUUGAUGCAUUUCAUAAAAUAUAAAAAACAAAAAAGUUUUUUCAUCAUCACCAAACACAGUUAUAUAUUACCACAAUUAUAAAAAUCUUAACAAAAACGUGAAACCAUGGACUUUUCUUCCAGCAAAAAUGACAUCACAUGCAGUUUAAUUCUCCUCAACAAAAGUUUAUAACACGAACUAUGAAGAAGCCAUUAGCUUACACAACAGCCUUCAGUGGAGGCCAAUUCUACAAAAUUUGUGCUUUCAGUAUAUUUGCAUGUGGUCUUUUUCCCACAAAAAAAAGAAAAUUUAAAAAAACAGCAGUUUGCAACACAAACAAAAACACGAACAACCUUCCCGAACCGAACGACCAUCCUCUCAUAAAUUAAAAUAAAGUCAAAAACCCAUGUAAAUUUCCAAUCAAAUGUUUACAUCCCCCUGUAAAAAUAACCUGGCAUGUAGGCUGACGAAAGUUAAACAGGAUGUCAGAAAAAAAACAAUAAAAAAAAAUAAACACGCACGCUUUAAAUUCUGGAAAAAAAAAUUCCACUUGUCAUAUUGCACGUGGUCCCUUUGUAAAGUUUACAGGAAAUGCGAAAAGAAAUAUAAAAUACAUCUGCAAAAGUUCAAGUCUUUAAAGAUCUCGUAUUGUGCUCAUAAAAGAAAAGAAGUUAAGGAAACUAAGGUAGCUAUAGAUAAUUAAAAAAAAGGAAUAACAAUAUAAGUCAUAGGUUAGAGCUAGCCAUGGGAUGAGAGGAGCAGGCAUUGGAGGCCAACAUUAGCUAGCUAACAGUAGCUAAGACCCCCAGUUAAAUAUACUUAACCUGGGAACACUUAGCUAAAACUAAAGCUAGCUAUUUAUGCUUAGUAAAACACAUAUAAAGAGAAAUAAUAGUAAUGUAAAAAUAAUAACAUAACAGUGAGCAGUAAGUUCAACAAACCAAAGUUUUCCGUUUGUUAGUCAGCUAACAGCUUUAUGUAGCAUUUUGAAUUUUAGGACAAACACAUUAGUUACGCACCAGGGGAUACAUUAAUUAUGCAACAAAAACAUAAACAAAUAUGGUGGCUAGGUUUGUUUUUAAAAAAGCGCUAAAAUAUAAAACUUCAAGAAUUUGAGGCUUUUCUUGGAAAAUGCGAGUCUGCUUGCUUCAGUGACAUAAAAACUAAACGUCUAAAAACAUCAAAGUUCUUACUAUUAUUGAUUUUAAAUCCACUUUAAACUAUAGCCUUUAUUUUCGAAUUCUAACUUUACUACUUUACUUCUAGCUCUAGCUACCACUUCUUAAUUCACUUCUUGGACUUUUCUUUCUCUGAAUUACUUUUUGCACUUUUUUCAAGACGAAGGGACCGUUCUUUUUUUGUUUUCGGUGUCGAGGGACACCAUUUUUGUACAGAAAGCCGUUAAAUUUAUUUCAGCAAAUCAAGUUGAUCCAUUUUGAUCACGUGAUGUAAACAAAGUAAACCUGCUAGCAAAAUGGAUAUAACUUUUUCGGAGACUUGAAAGGAAAUUUCGGCUACAUCAAAGGAAAAUGAACACAUCCACUUUGCCUGUCACAGACAGACGGACACACUUAGCGUAUUAUUGAUGAUAUUCUCUGUCUCAAUUACGCAAAUUGGAUCUACCAAUGUUAUGAAGGGCAAUAGCUUCCCAAGAUGGCGGACGCUUUUCCGUAACGGAAUUUUAGUGCUGUUGGUGAAUUUAAAAUUAUGAUAACGCAACGAGUUGCUGAGAUAAUAUCAAGAUAGUUAUUUUCAAUAAUAGUACUAGCUGAAAGCAGAGAAGGGCGAAUAAUGAAUGGGGGGAAUGGCGAUUCCAUCGGAAAUUCAAGACCUGCAACUGCAGCAGAUAAUAAUAAUACGCUAAGUGUGUCCGUCUGUCUGUGACAGGCAAAGUUGAUAUCGUCAUUUUCCUUUGAUGUUGCCGAAAAAAAUCUUUGAUGUUGCCGAAAAAAAUAUGUCUUCUUUGUCGUGAAAAGCCGCGAGUUUUGUUUGUUUACAUUUUAAAUCAUGUGAUCAAAAUAAAUCAAUUUCAUUUGUUAAACAAAAUCACGUGAUCAAAAUAAAUAAAUUUCAUUUGCCGAAAAAUGCAAGUUUCCCUUGACGAUCAAACCAGCCAGUAAAUUUUUUUUUCAGAUUUAGAAAGGGAAAUGAAGUAGGUUGCUUUUACAACAUUCAGUUGCAAAUUUUGGUUUAAGCGUAAAAGAAGUAUUAAGCUAGCUUACGUACAGUGAAAAAGAAAUUAUUAUACAUAUUUAGUAAGUCACCUAAUUUCUUUACUACUUAUUACGACUAAGGAGUAUAUAUCACGGUCAUUUACGGCAGGAAAAAAAGUGUGCGCAUGCGCCAUUAUUUGUUAUCAAAUUUUUUGCCGCAAGCGAUUCAUAAUGGCCACCAUCGCACGUGCUUUAAAUUUCCCUUAAAAACAAACGUUUUUCGAGCCUCUGCGGUAGAGAUAAUCUCUUAAAAAGAUUUUAUUUUAGUAGAGCAGGCCUUGGACUAUACAAAAACUCUGGAUUCCACUACCCGAUCACUUUCACUUUUGUUUGGAGGAGACAGAAAGAAUAGCAAUGUUUUGAUCAUAAAAUUUUAUAUGUUGGUGGAAAAUGAAGAUAUUUGCCUUCCAACGCAAAGUCAUGCUUUAAGACAUGUUUUUCCUGAAAGCUGAUAGCCUAUUUUAUCAAAUAAAACCAGUGGUUUGUGGCUGCCACUUUUUUUCUGAAAGAAACUGGUCCUUGGAAAUGACCUUUCACAAGACUUCAUAAAUCGGGCACCAGUGCCAAAUUGUUCUAUGAUACAAAACAUGUUGGCACGAUUUCAUUGAAGUAAUUUUGACCCAACAAUUCACAAUUUCAAGCGUCAUUCAAACGUGAUUUGCAUGUGAAGAUUUGUUGACAGAGGCGGUUAAAAAAAAAGAUGGAACAAUGAUGAAACAGAGGAGCUUGCCGAUUUGCUCGAUUACCACUUUUUGUUGGAUGUGUUUGAAAUAAGAAUGUAUUCGUUAAAUACAGAUUAUGAAUUGAAAUAAAAAAUACUUGUAAUAGCCUAAUUUGUAAACUAUAUUUAUAUAAUUCAGAUUGACUUUCGUGGUGAAAAAUCUCACGAUUAAGGAAUGGUCUAGGCUGAAAUGUCUAAAAAUGUGUAAAUUGUUAGCUUUCGUUUAACACAUAUAUAACUGUACAAUUUUUUUUCAUUUGCAAUCAGUUGCUAGUCUAACAACAACAACAAUAAUGAUAAAUAUUUAAAGUGUUUCUAGCCCAGAAAAUCACAAAAACCUAUUGUUAGUGGAUUAUUUCCAUUGGGGUCCACUGAGUCUGAGUGAAGCUAGCUUUCUCACAUUUACCAACCUUAGAGCUAGCUAAGGUUACAGAUCAGAUGAAUUAUUUUUUUCCUUUUAAAAUUUAAUUUUAGAAGUAUAAUAUCGUUUGUUCUUUGUUUAUUAGCGUCUAUUUUACAUUUCUAAUAGUUGUCAACCAUUUUUUUUGUGAAAACGAAAGUGAAAUGUAUGGUGUAGAAAAGCUCAAAAUUUUAGUAGUAAAAAAAGUGGCAGCUACUACCUAAUACGAUGGAACGCUCGAUAAGGGAUACAUGCAAACAGGAAAAGUAAUUUUUAGGCAAAACCUUGCGUCAGAAUGUUGUACAAGAGUGCUCCUGUACUGGUAAAUUGUGAACUAGCCAUCUGGGCUUUUGUUGGACCUUGCCGUCUGUUUAGGCUGCCCCGGUGGCAACCAAAGGCGAAAUAGUAAUCUAUGGUCAUCCUUCUUUAGUUUUAAAAGGAAAAAAUGUUAAAUUUUCUUUUAUUGGGCAACUAAAACAAGAUAAUAGAGAGUGAGGUCAAUAUCGAUGACGUCAUAAUCUUAUGCCGUAGGCGCUUUUUUUAAAAAAAAUUUUGGCGCAUGCGCACACUUUAUUUCCUUAAAAUCGCGGUUUUGAACGACCGUGAUAUAUCUAGCUAGAGAUUUUUUUUUGUCAAGAAUAAAACACGACGAUUUACAACAGAGUUUAUUUUUGGUUCACAAUAAGACGACGACCGAGCUACAACAAAGUAAGAAAAGAGUACAAAAAAGUAAGAAAUUUCAAAUUUAUUUGUUAAGCUUUUAAAGGGUAGCUAUUUUUAUUUUCAUUCAUCCAGCUACAUCUUACUGUCCUAUAUAUCACACUUUAAGUUGUCAAGCAGACUCGCAUUUUCCAUAAAAAAGACACUUGAAAACCUCAAGUUUUUUAUUUUACUGCGUUUUUUAUAACAAUAAACUACCAUGUUUGUUUACUUUUUUUUGCAUAAUUAAUGUAUGCCUUGGUGCGUAACUAAUGUGUUUGUCCUAAAAUUCAAAAUCCUACACAAAGCUGUUAGCUGGCUACCAAACAAAUCUGCUGGCCAAACGGAAAGCUUGGUUUGUUGAACUCACUUAUAUUGCUAUUUUUUCUCCUUAUAUAUAUAUAUAUAUUAUGUGUGUGUUUUACUACAAAUAGCUAUAUACCUACCUAAGCCUCCCCAGUUUAACUAUAUUUAACUGGGUGUCUUAGCUUAUCUCUAUCCACAUCUUUAAGACUCUAUCCCCCUAGCAGGGCCUUCCUAGCUAUAACACUUCUAACUAACCUAUGAGUUAUGUUGUAAUUCCUCUUUUUUAGCUAUCAAUAACUACCUUAGUAAUCAAACUUCUCUUCUUUUUUGAAUACAAAUUAUAAUGACAAAAUAAUUUACAGUAUAAUUUUCUGUAAACUUUAGCUACAAGAAAAGGGCCACAUGCAAUUCAAUGUUUUUGUUUUUAUUGAUAAUUUCUAAAUAUUUUAAUUUAAAUGUAAAAGGGGACAUUUUGCAAGGAGUAAAAGAAGUUUCUAAAAUGUGCAGUUAGCUAUCUAGCUACCUAAGUUUAGUUUAGUAAGGAAAGUUAAAGUGACUUUAUGUAGCUAUCUCAAUUCUUAUUUAUAUAUAUAUAUAUAUAUUUUUUUUUUUAGAGUUUGGUUCCUAUUACCUAGCUAAUUAAAGUUGUGUAUUCUUCUGUCAUGUCUAACCCAGAGAGUAAUAACAGUAACAACUGUGUACGUGGUUUUAGGCUUUUCAAUAAUGCAGGUAGGUUUGUGUUUCAGCGCCCAGAAAAUAAUCAAAGGUUAAUAGGUCUCAUUAUGGGUCAGAUACCAGAUCUUCCUCAACAUAUUGAACUGCCACAGGUAAAUGUCAUACCACGUACAUCAAUUAUUGAUGAUGUGUCUUUAGCUAGGCGUAGACAUGCACAAUAUGUUGCGUCUUUACGCCAUUCCGAAACAGUUAAUCAAGUUAACAAUAGGAAUCAGAGUGAUUCAGUUAGGCAAGCAGCAAGUCGUAGUGCUGAAUGUAAUGAGCAGACUGCCAAUAGACGUGCACGUGAUGCUGAAAGACAUACUAUCGCACGUCAAGCACAUAAUGAUCAGGCUACCAAUAGACGUGCUCGGGAUGCUACAAGGCAAACUAUUGCUCGACAAAGGCAAAAUGUUUCGCAGGUUGCAAAUAGAAGACGAGCAAAUGCACAACGAAACGUUGCUGUUCGUGCUCGCAGAAAUGCCCCAUACUAUAAUGUUGCACGUCAACAUGUAUUGCCUAAUGUUUAUUAUUUAGGUGUUAUGGACAAAAAUUGUGAGUAUUGUCAAGCUAUAAAGUUUGAAAAUGAAGAGUGUUUCAAAUGCUGCCAUAAUGGUAAAGUUGCACUUGAUAAUUUGUCACCAUACCCUGAACAGCUAAGGCAAUUGUUAACAAAUAAUGAUACUGCUCAGGCACGGAACUUUCAAAUGAAUAUACGUAAGUAUAAUAGUGCAGUUUCGUUUGCUUCCUUUGGAGCAAAUCUUCGACCUCCCCCUGGCCGUGGGCCACCAUGCUUUCGUAUCUGUGGUCAAAUAUGGCAUCGUGUUGGGGAUCUUCACCCUCCUGAGGGACAAACUCCUGUUUUUAACCAACUUUAUAUUUAUGAAGCAGGUAGAGCACUCAAUGAGAGAAUGGCACGUCCUGAAAAUAAUGGCUGUAGAGAAGACGUGAUGCAAACUGUUCAGGAUAUAAUGAACAGAGUUAGUCCUUUUGCUGCUGCAUACAGGUACAUGGCUGAAGUUGAAGCUGAUGAAAUAGCUCAGGCAGCAGCUGAAAACCGUGUCCCAUCAGAAGUACGCAUGUACAUGAGAGUUGGCAGUGAUCGAAGGCGAUAUAACUUGCCACAUCAUGACGAAGUAGCUGCAGUUUUUGUUGGCCAAGAUGGAGCUCCUCCUGGAAACAGGGAUAUUGUUACCUACCCACGUGGAGGCAAUUUGCGAAAUAUUUCUACGUUAUCUGCAAAUUUAGAGCCGAUGGUUUAUCCUCUAUUUUUUCCAAGGGGUGAACCAGGUUGGUAUUAUGGGAUACCCCAUGUUGCCGAACGUGCAACCCGUACUCGAAAUACUACUACAAUGUUGCAGUAUUAUACUUACCGUGUAGCUGUUCGGGAAAAUUUUAGCCCGAUUCAUUAUGGUAAGAAAUUAUUUCAACAGUAUUGUGUGGAUUCUUAUGUUAAAGUUGAGGGUAACAACUUAAAUUACAUUCGUGCGAAUCAAACAAACCUGCGUGUUGACAGUUAUGAAGGUUUAGCUGACCACUUGAAUGCACGAGCUGAAGAGCGAGACCUUCAACCAGGACGUAUUGUUGUCCUUCCUUCAAGUUUUCAAGGAAGUCCACGUGCCAUGGCUCAAAACUAUCAAGAUGCUAUGGCUGUCAUUGGUAAAUUUGGAAAACCAGAUUUUUUUCUGACUUUUACAUGCAAUCCAAAAUGGCGUGAGAUUACAGAAAAUUUGUUUGCAGGCCAACGUGCACAUGAUAGGCCUGAUUUAGUUUCUCGAGUUUUUAAAUUGAAACUAAAUGAACUCCUAAAAGAUGUUACUGAAAGGGGUGUUUUAGGUAAAACUGUAUCACAUGUUUAUGUUAUAGAAUUUCAAAAGAGGGGUUUACCUCAUUGUCAUUUGUUACUUCAUUUAGAUCCCAAUGAUAAACUUCGGGAUGCAGAUGACAUAGACAGUGUUAUUUCAGCCGAAAUUCCUAAUCAACAAGAACAACCUGAGCUGUUUGAAAUUAUUCGGUCGUGUAUGAUUCAUGGACCAUGUGGCUAUCUGAAUCCUAAUUCUAGGUGUAUGGAGGAUGGUGUUUGCACAAAAAAAUUUCCGAAAAAAUUUUUAGGGUCUACCAUUGCAGACGUUGAUGGAUAUCCAUUGUAUAGACGUCGUAAUAAUGGAAUACAUAUCAAUGUCAAUAAUGUUGAUGUAGAUAAUCGAUGGGUUGUUCCCUACAAUCCAUGGCUCUCCAAGAAAUACAAUGCACAUAUAAACUUAGAGGCUUGCAUGUCUGUUAAAUCUGUUAAAUACCUUUAUAAAUAUAUUUAUAAGGGUCAUGAUUGUGCCAACAUUGAGAUCAAUGAACGUAUUGAUCACGAUGAGGUACAGACGUUUUUAGACGCUAGGUAUGUCAGUGCGCCAGAAGCAAUAUGGCGCCUUUUUGAAUUUAAAAUGCAUCAGCAAUCUCAUGUUGUCCAUAGACUGCCAGUGCACUUGCCUAAUAAUCAUAUUGUUUAUUUUCAGCCAGACCAGGUUGAAGAAGCUGUGAACAGAGCUGCAAAUCAAGCCACUAAAUUAACAGCUUGGUUUGUGCUAAAUGGAGAGAAUCACAAUGCUCGCCAAUAUUUGUAUCCAGACAUUCCUCUUCAUUUCGUUUUCAAUAACGACAGGAAAGUUUGGACACCAAGGCGAAACUUUAACCUUAAAAUUGUCUCUAGAAUGUAUAGUGUGAGUCCUCGCGCAGGUGAGCUUUUUUAUUUACGUAUGCUAUUAUUACAUACGUGUGGUGCAACAUCUUAUGAAGAUUUAAGAACUGUGGAUGGUAAUGUCGCUGAGACAUUUCGUGAAACCUGUUUAUUGCGUGGACUACUGCAAGAUGAUACCGAAUGGAACAAUACUUUGGAGGAGGCUGUCAACUUUCAGAUGCCUCGGCAAUUAAGACAAUUGUUUGCAAUAAUACUUAUCCACUGUGAACCUUCUGAUCCUUUUACUUUGUGGACAAGGUACAAGGGUUCUAUGUGUGAGGAUUAUCUUCGCCAAAUGAACGAGGAUCAAGCUGAGUACAGGGUGCUUCAAGAUAUUCAUUCUGUACUUAGACAAUCUGGUAAAUCUCUUACUGAUUUUAAUCUUCCAAGUUUAGAUGAAAUACCUCCAGCUGAAAACAUUGAUGUAGCUUUGGAGGCUGAAAGAGCUUCUCAACUAAGGGCUCAACUUACUGACGAACAGACAGCACUGGCUGAUGCAGUUAUAGAAGCGGUUGUAAAUGUUGCUAACAAUACAGCCCAAAAUAACCGUUUGUUUUAUUUAGAGGGUGCUGGUGGCAGUGGUAAAACCUUUACUUAUAAUUACCUUAUUUCCGAAAUUUCAGGUAGAGGUUUUCAAGUUGGAACUGCUGCAUUUACUGGUAUAGCAGCAACUCUUUUAAAAAACGGUACCACUAUACAUAAGUUAUUUCGGUUACCAGUUCCUAUUUUGGAAAACAGUACAUGCAGCAUAACUCCGGUGUCUGCUUAUGCUGCUGAGCUACGGCAAAAAAAUCUCUUUUUACUUGAUGAAUCUUCCAUGAUUCCCAAGCAUGCUUUCCAUGCAAUAGAUCGUCUUCUUCGAGACAUUUGCAAUAGCGAACUUCCAUUUGGAGGUAAAGUUGUUCUUUUAGGUGGUGAUUUUUCACAAUUAUUGCCUGUUGUCAGAAAAGGAAAACCAACUGAAAUUGUUGAUAUGUGCCUAAAAAGUUCUCCACUAUGGCACUUGGUUACAAAAUUUAAAUUAACUCACAACAUGAGAACGAGGCCAGGAGAACAAGAAUUUGCUGCAUGGCUUCUGCAACUUGGAAAAGGUGUUUUACCAGUUCGGGAACAACCACCGUUUCAAGGUGCAAUUGAAGUGCCAUCCAAUUGUGUGUUACAACAAAAUCAAUGUAUUGUUAAUACUUUGUUUAGGGAUUUUCACCCAGAAAAUAUGGCAUCAUCUGUAAUACUAACACCUACAAAUGAUGAUUCACUUAUCAUUAAUGAUCAGGUGUUGGAGUUGUUGCCGGGUGAAGAAAAAAUUUAUUUUAGUGCAGAUGAUGUUGUGUGUGAUGAUGAGGAGGAACGGAAUCAAUAUCCGGUGGAAUUUUUAAAUAGUAUCACACCUUCAGGUAUGCCUCCUCAUUGUCUUAAAUUAAAAUCGGGUGCCAUUGUUAUGUUAUUAAGAAACAUAAACAUAAAUAAAGGCUUAUGUAAUGGCACUCGCCUAAUUGUAAGAUAUCUUCACAACAACUGUGUCGAUGCUGAAGUACUCACUGGCAAUGCUAUUGGAGAUAGGGUACUUAUUCCAAGGGUGCAACUUGCACCUUCGGAUACAGGUAUGCCUUUUGUUUUGCGUCGCAGACAGCUUCCACUAAGGCUUUCUUAUGCUAUGACAAUAAACAAGGCACAAGGUCAAACCUUUGAAAAGGUUGGUAUAUUGUUGCGCAGGCCAUGUUUUUCUCAUGGUCAGUUGUAUGUUGCUUUUUCUAGAGCAAGGGCAUUUGAUGAUGUUAGAGUAAGUAUUGUUCCCUCAUCCAAGCAAGGGUUUUUUAAUGGGAAAUGUUACUCUCAAAAUAUUGUUUACCGUCAAGUUCUCACAUAAAUAAUAUUUAAAAUUACCAGAAUCACAAGUUCUCACAUAAUUCUGUUAAUUUUGAAUAUUGUUAAAAAGUUCAUUUAAAGACACUAAUGUCACAUACCUACAGUUGGUUAUCAUUUUUUUACUGAUAGCGUAUGUAUAACUGUUAAGGUGAUGUCUCAUUAAAUGAACUAGGAGUACUUAUGAUUCUGUUACUUUUAAAUAUUAUCAAAAAGUUCAUUUAAAGACACUAAUGUCACAUACCUACAGUUGGUUAUCAUUUUUUUACUGAUAGCGUAUGUAUAACUGUUAAGGUGAUGUCUCAUUAAAUGAACUAGAAGUACUUAUUUAAACGUAGAAUCUUUAGAGAAACAAAAUUCAGCAAUUUCCAGAUUUUAGGCUAAAUUGCGAAAGUUAUUUCAAUCUUUAUAUUUUUAAUUACUCAUUACCUGCAUUCUUUCAAUAACGUAAUAUUUAAUUUUUUGGCAUUGCUAAUGCAACUUUUCAUUUCGUGCAUGUUCAUAAUAGCCUUAACUUAAAUUCUAAAUGACAGACUCUGUAAAUACGCCAUCGUAAUGGUUUUAUGAUAACCUCCCAAAUGAAAAUCUCGCACAUAUAAAUAAGUAAAUAUUUAACCUUAAUUUUUUUUGACCAUUUUUUUAAAUACAUCUUAACGUUUUGUUUUUAGGUGAUGUACAAAAUUGCUCUAUUAAUUACAAUCCUUAAAGGCUGAAGACAACGUAAAGAUCAGGACAACUUAUUUUUUUUCUUUAAUUUAUAUCAUAUUUUUUUUCUUUAAUUUAUAUCAUAUUUUAUUAAAAGUAUCAACAUUAAGAACAUUUUAUCCUCCCUUUUCUUUUUAGGUGGGGUGCAAAGGCUUACCUUCACGUGGUGCACCCUGUUAAGUGAAUUGCAUGUAAAAAAAAUGUGUAUGUAAUUCAUGAACUAAAAGCCAAGAUAGGAAUAAGAAUUUGCAACAAUAAUAUAAAUAAUUAAGUAAUUAAUAUGCAAGAUUUU
Messenger RNA from Hydractinia symbiolongicarpus, 11456 nucleotides. RefSeq lists its product as uncharacterized. Gene Ontology annotation, biological process: DNA repair; telomere maintenance. NCBI's taxonomy places the organism in Eukaryota, Metazoa, Cnidaria, Hydrozoa, Anthoathecata, Hydractiniidae. The record is from RefSeq and is a predicted model, not a curated record. Bases 5814 to 10463 code for a protein of 1549 amino acids. The transcript has 3 exons. Gene Ontology annotation, molecular function: DNA helicase activity.